Molecule: messenger RNA, 941 nt
Organism: Priapulus caudatus
Lineage: Eukaryota; Metazoa; Priapulida; Priapulimorpha; Priapulimorphida; Priapulidae
Product: ras-related protein Rab-11B
Exons: 9
Coding region: 260-910 (216 amino acids)
Biological process (GO): exocytosis
Cellular component (GO): recycling endosome
Molecular function (GO): GTPase activity; GTP binding
Source: RefSeq, a predicted model, not a curated record
CGCCAAAGUAGUGGGGCGUUGCGAAUCUGCCAUGUUUGAUUUCCUGGAUUACGUAGACAACCAACAUUCAUAAAUAUCGAAGAAUAUCUCAGUCAUCCUUCUUUCGUUUAUAUUCAGAAUACAGCAUUAACUACCUGUACGUGAUACUGUGACGUGUGGAUUGGUUAUCUCGCUAUUGGACCCGUAACGUUGCCGAUCCAGUUAUUUGCAACCUUCAAUUUUGUGAUACAAACAGAUCACUGUGUUGAAGGUUUUCAGAAUGGGAACCAGGGAUGACGAGUAUGAUUAUCUGUUUAAAGUUGUGCUAAUUGGUGAUUCCGGUGUGGGAAAGAGUAACUUGCUAUCACGGUUUACUCGCAAUGAGUUCAACUUGGAAAGCAAAAGUACAAUCGGCGUGGAGUUUGCAACAAGAAGCAUUCAGGUUGACGGGAAGACGAUAAAGGCACAGAUAUGGGACACGGCCGGUCAGGAGCGCUAUCGAGCCAUCACUAACGCGUACUACAGAGGUGCCGUCGGCGCGCUGCUAGUGUAUGAUAUCGCUAAGCACAUAACGUACGAGAACGUCGAGCGGUGGCUGAAGGAGCUCCGCGACCACGCCGACAGUAACAUCGUAAUCAUGCUCGUCGGCAACAAGAGCGACCUGAGGCACUUGCGGGCGGUGCCGACGGACGAGGCAAAGGCCUUCGCAGAGAAGAAUAACCUGUCGUUUAUCGAAACAUCAGCUCUAGAUUCAACAAAUGUAGAGACAGCUUUUCAGAAUAUUCUAACAGAGAUCUACAAGAUCGUCUCCCAGAAGCAGAUCCGUGAUUCGCCCGACGAGGAGCACUCGCCCGGCUCGAGCGUGAAGCCCAUCCAUGUCGUGCCAACGAACGGCGACGCCGACUCAAGAAAGAACAAGUGCUGCCAGUAGCGUCUCCGCCUCUGCGUUGAUACCUCUGCUU